AUGAUAAAUAUAAGUAGAAUUAGAGAUUUGAAGAAAUGUGUUAUACCUUUAACAUCUAGAUCCAUCUUAAAAGUAAGUGGACCGGAUGCUGUGAAGUUGGUUCAAGGAUUAACUACCAAUAAUAUGGGUAGAUUGGUGGACAGUCAAGCACCGUCGCCUACCUCACUCUAUACAGGAUUUCUCUCGUCGACCGGACGUCUCUUGUUUGAUGCAGUGGUUUUCCAUCAGCAAAAUGUGGAGGUGAUCUCUUCUUCGGCGUCGAGAGUCGCUAAAUCCGAUGGCAGCAGCGGUGAGCAGCAACUCUUUAUCGAUGUCGACUCGGAGGUGGCAUCACGAGCAAUCGAGCAUCUUCACUACUACAAAAUCAGAAACAAGGCAACAAUAGAAAAUGUCACUGAGGAGUUCGCACUGUUCUCAGUGCUCGACAAGACAUACAAAUCCGUGAGAAACGACCAACUCUUUGAGCAUCUCAAACAACAGAAAUGCACCGUAAUGAUGGAUCCAAGACACGACGCAAUGGGUCUAAGAAUUUUAGUUCCAUCAUCAAAGAAUUCAAUGAAAAAUGAAGUUUUGUCAAACUACCCAGAAGAGAAAGAAGAUGUUUAUAAUCUCUAUCGUGUACAGAAUGGUAUCCCACAGGGUGUAAAAGAUUACUCCUAUGAUAAGGUUAUUCCAUUGGAAUAUAAUUUCGAUCUUCUGAAUGGUGUUGACUUCCAUAAGGGUUGCUAUUUGGGUCAGGAGUUGACGUCGAGAACUCACUACACCGGUUUGAUCAGAAAGAGACUGUUCCCAGUGGUUAUGUCGUCCGAUUCUCCUAAAGAACACUCUGUCAAAAAAGAACAUCAUCUGCUUUUCUCACAGAGUGUAGUUGAUUCUCUCGAUGUCCAGGCACCACCAGCCGAUACAGAGUUGAAGAUUACCAUCCUCACCGGAUCGACUUCACCAUUCAACGAAAAGCAACCACAUCAACAUAGCAACACACCACCUCCACCACCAUCAAGAACAACAGAGAAAGUUAUCUCAUCAUACAACAACAUCGGUUUGGCUAUUGUCAAAGUUGACCAUAUUGAUUCAGCAUCGUUCAAAUCCACCAACAUCAAAGAUCCUAAAGGAAGAUCAUUGGAGCUAUUGGAACCAUGUUGGUGGUCAAAAGUUGUUGGUAUUCAAGUGCCAACCCAACAGGUUAGCUGA
Molecule: messenger RNA, 1191 nt
Organism: Heterostelium album PN500
Lineage: Eukaryota; Evosea; Eumycetozoa; Acytosteliales; Acytosteliaceae
Product: YgfZ/GcvT domain-containing protein
Exons: 2
Coding region: 1-1191 (396 amino acids)
Cellular component (GO): mitochondrial matrix
Molecular function (GO): protein binding
Source: RefSeq, a predicted model, not a curated record